AUGUCUCACCGAGUGGUGUUUGUGUUGUUUCUCCUUUUAUGUUGCCACUCCAGUUGGCUGACAUAUGCGCAAACCAUCAGUGGCCGUGAGAAAAGCAGAAUCACGUUGUUUGAACGAAAUGUAUCUACAGUGCCGUUUGAGGAGAAUGGAAAAACUGUUGAAAGAAAGGUCCAUUCAUUUCGUGUUCCUUCUCUUAUUGACGUGGACGGGGUGAUGGUUGUCAUCGCUGACGCUCGCUAUGUCGACUCUAAUGAUAACUCCUUCAUUGAAACACUGUCAGCGCACAGCGUGGACGAUUUGAAGACGUGGACAACACAAAUUGCAAUCAAGAACAAUCGCGUGAGUACAACAAAUUCCCGUGUGGUGGACCCCACAAUCAUCGUGAAGGAUAAGAAGAUCUUUGUUUUUGUUGGAAGCUACAAUACGUCAAACAACUACUGGCAGUGGCAUCCUGGAACAGAUUGGGAUCCUCUCUUGGUUGUUGGUGAGGUCAGCAAGACAAACGAAAAUGGUGAGGUGAAAGCAACAAUCAAAUGGAGUAAACCCAAACGAGUGAAUUAUGGAAACCCCCCCGAAUUUCGUGGUUCGCCCAUGGAGCAAUUCCUUGGUGGUACGGGUGUUGCCAUAGUAAUACAAAAUGGAACCCUUGUUUACCCCAUACAAGUCAAGAAUAAAAGAGGUCAAUUCUUUUCCACAAUCAUGUAUUCCAAAGAUGAUGGUGAGACAUGGAAGAUUGGGAGUGGCGUGGAAGCACUAGGAUGCACUGAACCCGUUAUUCUUGAAUGGGAGGGGAAACUCGUAUUGAACGCACGGACGGACGGUGGCUAUCGCAAAGUCUUUGAAUCCACAGACAUGGGAGAAACAUGGGUGGAAGCUGUGGGAACACUCUCCCGUGUGUGGGGCAACUCACCAACACGUGAAGGCCCUGGCAGCCAGAGUAGUUUUAUACCCGUGACGAUUGAGGGAAAGCGUGUGAUGUUGUUUACCCAUCCGUUGAAUUUCAAGGGAAAGUGGGAGCGAGACCGACUCCAUCUUUGGUUAACGGAUAACAACCGCAUAUUUGAUGUUGGUCAGAUUUCCGUUGGCGAUGAGAAUGCUGCCUACAGUUCUCUGCUAUACAAGAAUGAUAAGUUGUACUGCCUACACGAGGUAAAUCAUAACGAGAACUACAGUAUUGUGUUUCUGGAGCUGAAAGAGGAGUUGAAUUUAAUCAAGUCUGUGGUGAAGACCUGGAUCGAUCAGGACAAUAACUUCUCGAGUAUUUGCAGUUCUACUGAACCGAAGUUGGUGGCGCCUCGUGAAAAGAGAUGUGAUGCUUCUUUCCCCACAGCUGGGCUUGUUGGAUUCCUUUCAGAUAAAGUUAACAAUAAUCACUGGAGAGAUGCGUACCGCUGCGUAGAUGCUGAAAUAGCACAUGCAGAGAAGGUGCCUAAUGGUUUGAGGUUCAAAGGAGGAUAUGGUGGUGGGGCGCGGUGGCCAGUGAGUAAACAAGGGCAGAAUCAGCGAUAUCACUUUGUAAACCACGUAUUCACUCUGGUGGCAACCGUUAAAAUAGAUGAACAACCCCCAGAAACAAGAGUUCCAGUCCCGCUGUUGGGUGUGAGCCUUGUUCACCAUGAUUACUACAAGGUUCUUGGACUCUCCUACACCCAUGAUAUGGAGUGGAAUCCUAUAUAUGGAACGGAUUCGUAUAUGCGAACAGGGUCAUGGGAAGUAAACAAAACGUAUCAAGUGGUGCUCACAGUAAACAAGAGAGUGGGAUCUAUCUAUAUUGACGGUAAGCUUCUGUAUGGCUCACCGACUUCGCUUAAGUACAGGGUGUGGAGACCUGAUGUUUCACACUUCUACAUUGGUGGGUAUAAGAGGCGUAAUGUGUACUCGGAUAGUCGUGUGACUGUGACGAAUGUUUUUCUGUACAACCGGGCGUUGAGUCAAGACGAAAUCAAUACGCUGUUGUUAAACAAAGGCUCAGAUGUAGAGGCAAUUAAGAAGAAGCCAACGGAAGUAGUACCGAGAGACAGUGUGAGGCCACCAAAGCGUAAAGAAAAUAAACCAAGAGCGGAGACACGGCAAAAACGAAGCACUGAUGGCACCAGUAGUAGUAAUAAUAUUGGUACUGCUGUUGAUGCUGCCAGAGGCGGAAAUGAUAUGAGAAAUGAUGUCUGGACUGAAACGCCUGAAAGUAAGAACGAAGAACCGCCGAAGAAUACGAUUGAUGAUACGAUUGACGAUACGAUUGACGGUGCCCACGAAUCCACGGAGACCCCAACAGAGACGACAGACCAGAUUGCAGGCGCAUUGAAUGCUUAUUUGAACGGCAAAUCAGAGUUACCUACCGGUGAUGGAUCUUUUUACUUUGUUCCUCGUCUGCCAUUACUAGCUCUUCUGGGCUCAACUUUUAUUGUGGCUCUGUUUUGA
This is a messenger RNA of Trypanosoma theileri, 2418 nucleotides long. RefSeq names its product trans-sialidase. Gene Ontology annotation, biological process: ganglioside catabolic process; oligosaccharide catabolic process. The coding region runs from base 1 to 2418 and encodes 805 amino acids. The transcript has a single exon. Gene Ontology annotation, cellular component: membrane; cytoplasm; intracellular membrane-bounded organelle. Lineage: Eukaryota; Euglenozoa; Kinetoplastea; Trypanosomatida; Trypanosomatidae. Gene Ontology annotation, molecular function: exo-alpha-sialidase activity. The record is from RefSeq and is a predicted model, not a curated record.